This is a messenger RNA of Plasmodium adleri (nom. inval.), 2409 nucleotides long. RefSeq names its product GPI mannosyltransferase 3. Gene Ontology annotation, molecular function: alpha-1,2-mannosyltransferase activity. Gene Ontology annotation, biological process: GPI anchor biosynthetic process. Lineage: Eukaryota; Apicomplexa; Aconoidasida; Haemosporida; Plasmodiidae. Gene Ontology annotation, cellular component: endoplasmic reticulum membrane. The transcript has a single exon. The record is from RefSeq and is a predicted model, not a curated record. Bases 1 to 2409 code for a protein of 802 amino acids.
AUGAUUUACAAUGACAUUUUAAGUUUCUGUGCAAAUAAAUUAAGAGGAAUAAUUACUUGUAAGAUAUUUAUAUGUUUAUUAAUAUUAUUUAGGUUAUUUAAUUGUUUAUUUGUUGUAACCUCAUUUUAUGCUGAUGAAUAUUUUCAAUCUGUGGAAAUAGCUCAUUUCUGGGUUUAUGGAUAUGGACAUAUGCCAUGGGAAUGGGAACCUUGUAUUACAUUAAGAUCAGUAAUAACUCCUUUUAUUUAUUAUUUAUUAUUUUUAUUUUUAAAAAUAAUAAACAUAGAUUAUCCUCUUUGUGUAUUAUAUUUGCCCAAAAUAUGUCAUGCUAUAUUUGCUGCUUUAUGUGAUUUGGGUAUAUAUAAAUUAUUGGUAUAUUGGUAUAUUGAAUUGUAUAAUGAUUUUGGUAUAUGUGAAGAUAAAAUAGAGACUAAUACUAUAAAUACAUAUAUAAAUAUUAAAGAAAAAAAUGUGAAUCAUCAAAAUAACAACAAAAAUAAUAUUAAUAACAAUAAUAAUAAUAAUAAUAAUAAUAAUAUUAUGUUUUUCAACCCAUAUGAUUUAAUCUGUACAAUAUUAUGUUGUCAUUUAUUUUGUUGGUUUUAUUUUUAUUCCAUUUGUAGGACAUCCUCUCAUUCCUUUGAAUGCUUAUUUAAUAUAUGGGGUGUAUAUUUUUUAUCACAAAAUUAUUACCCACUAAAAAAUAAAUCAAACAAUAUGGAAAAGGUUCACAUAUUAUUACAGAACAGUUUAAUGAUAAAAAAAGGAAAGACAAAUUUAAAUGAAUGCACAAAAUUAAAAGAAAGAAGAGAAGACCAGCAUCUUUUUUAUGCAUACGAAAAGGAACAUAUAUAUGAAAAAGGAAAACAAAAUUGUAAACAAAAUGACAAUAAUAUGUAUGAUAAAAAAAUGUAUGAUAAAAAUAUGUAUGAACACAAUAUGUAUGAUCACAACAUGUAUGAACACAAUAUUUAUAGUACAACACAUUUGGAGUGCUCCAAAUUUAAUAAAAUAAGAGAGAUAAAAAAUUUAUUAUUUAGUUUAUUUUUUAGCUCCUUGUCUGUUAUAUUUCGUCCGAAUGCUUUAAUAUUUUGGUUGUCUUUAUAUAUACUAUAUUUUAUAAAGAAUAUAUUUGACAAACAAAAUAAAAUAAGUUAUAAAGAAAUAUUCUUCAUAGCACUUACAUACACAGUUUUCUUCUUAACUAUUAUUAUUAUAAUUGAUUCUUAUUAUUUUGGACACAUUACAUUUCCAUUUUUGAAUUUUUUUGUUUAUAAUUUUUUAAGUGGAAACAAUAAAUAUUUUGGAGGACAUUCUUUUUUUUUUUACUUUUUUUGUGUUAUACCUUCUAUAUAUUUAACCUUAACACCUUGUUUGUUUUAUGGAUAUUAUAUUAUAUAUAAUCAUAUUAUGAAUAGAAGAAAGUAUAAAACAAUUAAUAUAUAUAUGUAUAUAUUGAAGCGAAUUGAUUGGAUAGUAUAUUUUGUUACACAUUUAGAAAUUUUAUCUUUAUCAUUUAGUAAACAUAAGGAACAUAAAAUUGUUAUUGGAUAUAUACCAUUUCUUACCAUUUUUAUUGGAUAUGCAUUAUAUAUAAUAAAAUUAGAUAUUAAAAAGUAUAAUAAUAAAAAUGUAAAAAAUAUAGAAAAUAUAAAAUAUAUACAUAAUAAUAAUAUAAACAAACAUGAUAAUAUAACCAUAAAGGGGAAAAAUAAAUCUAUUUUUUUCAUUUCAUCUGCUCUUUUUAUAAAUAUAAAUUUUAUACUUCAAUUUUUAUGUAUUCUUUUUUUCUGCCUUAUACAUAACAGAUCACCAGAACAAGUAGCCUCUUAUUUUAGAAACUUAAAAACUAAAGAUGAUCAAAAUAUUUAUAUAUUUAUUACAGAUUGUUAUGAUAUACCUUUAUAUUCGCAUAUACAUAGAAAAUUUAAUAUUGGGUUUUUAGAUUGUUCACCUUAUGACACAAAUAAUGAUAAAGCUACCAAAAGCUGGAGAAAACGUAUAUUGGAAGAUAAAUUUAAACAACAAUUUUUUAAUAUUUUUCAAGAAAAUAAAAAUAAUAAUAAUAAUGAUAUAAAUAAUACAUAUGUAGAUACUAUUACUCCAUAUAUAAUACCAGAUAAAUCAUUUUAUUGGUUUGGACAUCAUCAUUUUAAUAAAAAAAAAAAAUUUCAAUAUAUUUAUCAAAACAUAAAUUUCUCAUGCUUAAAUUAUAGAUUCCAUAUACCUUUACGUGGUCAAUUACCUACUUAUAUAGUUACUACAACUAUUGAACUUACACAUUUACAAUUAUUUUUAAGUACAUAUAAUUAUAAACUUGAAACAAAGCCUUUUUUUUCUUAUUUUAUGAUUGAUGAAGCAAAAAGGAUAGUUCCAGUAUAUCAUUACAUAUUCAAGAGGACUCCUUAA